Messenger RNA from Paramecium tetraurelia, 1812 nucleotides. RefSeq lists its product as uncharacterized. The transcript has 8 exons. Gene Ontology annotation, cellular component: autophagosome; cytoplasm. Gene Ontology annotation, molecular function: ATP binding; protein serine/threonine kinase activity. The record is from RefSeq and is a predicted model, not a curated record. NCBI's taxonomy places the organism in Eukaryota, Ciliophora, Oligohymenophorea, Peniculida, Parameciidae. Gene Ontology annotation, biological process: peptidyl-serine phosphorylation; autophagosome organization; autophagy.
AUGUUUGACCAUACUCAACAAUUUGUAGAUGUAGAUGGUUUUAAAAUUGAUCUUUCAAGUGAAUUUGGCCAUGGAGCCUUUUCCAGAUGUUAUAGAUGCAAAAAUCCAGAUAAGAAAAUGGAUCUAUGUGUUAAAAUUAUACAACUAUCCGAAAAUUCGGUUGAUGUGUUUUCUAGGGAAACAGAAAUUGUGGAGAGACUCUUACAAACGGAUUGCGAGUAUCUUCAAGUAGAAAAACCAUUGCUUUAUCUUUAUGGAAUACUGCAUGUAAGGAGAUCUAUAGCAAUUUCUUAUUAAAAUCUAAUAAAAUCCAAAUUAUUUAACAAUUUAAAUGAUUUUAUCAAUCUUGGAGUAGCUUAUACAAGGCUCAAGGUGCUUUACCAAAAUAGAAUUAUUCAUAGAGAUAUAAAACCAGCCAAUAUAUUUUUUGGGAACAAUGGAACAUUUUAGCUUGCGGAUUAUGGAGCGGGAAGAAUCUUAGACAAUCCCGAAGAGUUAUUUAUGAGAAGUGGAAUUGGAACUCCAAUUUAUGCUGCUCCCUAGGUAUAUCAAGGAGAAAAUUAUACUAAUAAAUGCGAUGUUUACAGUCUUGGCGUAGUUAUUUAUGAAAUCGUCUAUUCAAAAGUUCCUAUUUUUGCUGCAUCUUAUUAUCAAUAUUUUGAAGCUUUAAAAUAAACAAAGGAUAAGAAAAUAUAAAUAACUGAUUUUCCAAAAAAUAUAUUCGGAAUGCCUUAGGAGAAAGAGAAAUUGUAUUAAUUUUUAAGUUAAUCGUUAAUUUACGAGGAAUCCUCUCGAAUAAGUUGGGAGGAAUUGUUCGAAAUGUUUCCAAACCAAAAAUCAACUUUCAAAGUAAAAUAAAAUCUCUCAGAAUAAAGAUCUAAUGCUACUAUUAUAUAAAAAGUCGAAUCCUAAAUCUUCAUUUCUAACCGAAGUACUCUGGAGAGUGAUCUCCAAAGUUCUGUAAAAAGGCUUCAAGAUAGUUCUUUAAUGUUUAAUAAAUUUAUCUCAGAAUUAAUAGAAGAUCAAGAGAAGAAGGAUAUUUCAGUAAAGUAAAUCGAUCGCAAUGAUUCAUUGAUAUAAUCUUAGAGAACUGAUAAUAUUUUACAAAGGCUUAUAGAGUGCUAUUUAGCAAAGUGCACGCUUUUUGCUGAAAGGUUGUUCAUUAAAAAUAACAAUUUCCUUGAUUUUUUAAAAAAUAAUGAAAAUAGUGAUUUUUCUAGGCCUUAUGUAUCUCGUCUUUACUACUACCUAAUAUUACUAAGUGGAUAUCAAUUUUCAAGCAUUUUCAAUGUAUAUAAUUUAGUUUUCUAAAAUCAAAAAUAUUGGGAUGAAUUAGAAAUCACACAAAAAAAAUUUGUUGAAAAAUAAAUAGAGUUACUUUUAUAGGAUAAAACUGAAGAUUUGAAAGUGCAAAAGAAAUUUGUUAAACAACUAUACAUCUAAUCAAAUUAUCUUUUCAAAGAUUAGAGAGAACGGUUUAAGAUUAUCAACGAAAAUAUAAUAUUAACUUUUAUUUAGAAGAAAUACUAAGCAAUUCUUUUUCGCCAAAAUAGUAUUACAAUUAAUAUAAAAAACAAUUUAUUGAGUUAAAUUCUGAUUAUCUUUGAAGAUGAAAGCGAAUUUCUAAUGGAAAAUAACAUGUAUCACUUAGCAUAUUCUAUUGACUUUUUUAAGUUAGAAGAAAAAUAUGAUAGUUUUCUGUCAAUUUUAGACUUUGAUUACAAAAAAGUUGUUUAAUUGCCAGAUGAUAAAGAAUCCUUGUUACGAGCCAUAAAAAAUUACUUCAAAGAUUUAAAAAACUAAAAACACUGA